UGCACCAGAGGUGCUGCUAGGGAAGCAGCAGUCACCCACUAUACACCCUCUAUUAUAAAUGACAAAUUACAGCAGUUGUAGGGUAACCAGGGGUUUUUAUUUAACUUGCCACCCAAUUACCACCUCCCCUCAUCACAGAGAAAGUAUUAGCCUAAUUACAUGCAUUUACCCCAGAUAGACAGGCAAGAACAUGCGCUGAGUCUCAUUGCUCUCUCCUAUUCCUGAAAAUGUAGCGCUUCCCUGCAGACAUCUGGUGUCACUGUUGUCUAUGGCUAUUCAUCUGUCCUUCUCCCUCUCUCAUCCUCCGCUUUCUCAUUCUCCCUGUCCUCCACGCCGAAAAAAUCCAGAGACCGCAUGUGAGUGGCAGAGGAAGAGACACCCAGUGAAGAAGCAACACAUCUCCUCACCUUUCUUCUCCCCUCUCAGUGGUGGAUCCUGUUCAUUGCUCUGGAGCAGAGACAUAACAUCUACUUCAGUUCUCCCACAAGAGAUGUGAAAGGACCUAUACAGUUACUGUAGAUCGGUGUGUGCAGAUUAAGGGUGUCUUAAUAUCUUUUUCUUGAGGGGAAAAUCUGUAUAUUUAUCCAAAAGCAGGAGGAGAUAAGAGCAUGAGCGAGAAUGGCUUAUUUUGCUGCACUUGAAUUAUAUGGCUGAUUCUUCAGCUAAAAACAAGGUUUUAAAACCCUCCGGAACCCAGGAGAAAUUUACUGCCAGGAUUCAAUUCCAUGCGAAGGUCUCUUCUCACAGCAUGGAAGAGUCAGCGUCAGGCCCUCCCUCGCCUUCUGUCAUUUGGCAACCAGAAGCCAAAUCACCUGGUUCCAGGAUACAAAGAAUGGAUGCUGCUGAUCUUGGAGUUACAGACCAGCAUUCUCCAUUUUCCCAGGAUGCUCCUGCUGCUGAAGAGGGGGGCUCUCAAGCAGAUUUGGAUGUGCCAUACCCUGACUUGGCCCCUGUGGUUUUCUUCUGCCUCAAACAGACCACCACCCUACGAUACUGGUGCAUCAAAGUGGUUUGUAACCCAUAUCCUCUUUAAAAAGACCUGCUGAAGAGAGUAAAAAUGCAGUCUUUGGUGUGGUGUGGGGGGAGGUGAUGGUUUCUAGCCAAAAUCUUGUUGCCAAAAGAUUUCAAGGGGCUAACCUGGGAAUAUCUACGUUGUUUAUUUCAGUCAAUUAACACUCACUGCAACCAAAAAAACAAUAUGGUGGCUUUUCUUACUAGCAAGAGUGAAACACAGGGGCAUUAUUACUGAUAGGUAAACAUAGAAUCCCCCAUAAUUCAACAUAUAUAAUCCUGUGUUAGUGAAAAGAGUUGUGGUGUUCCCUUUCAAUGAUAUGCGGUGAAUUGUAAUGCAAUGCACAGACAUUUUAUUUAGCAUAUCUAGAUUUGAAUUGUUACUGAAGUGGUUUGUUAUUCUUCUGCUGCCCAUUCCUGUAAUAGACAUAGGCUGAUUUGUAUACUUUAUGAUGUUAUUUACAUUUGUUGUGUUUACAUACUAAAGCAAUAUGGCUGCUGCCUUCUCUGCCCAUUACCUAGGCCUGCAUCUCCACAAAUGAAUAUUUUACCCUUUAAGUUUCAGAUUUAACCUUUAGACCAUGUGUUCAUUUGGAGAUAGGAAACAAAUGCUUGAUGUAUUUGUGUAAUCAUCCGGGGAGCAAGCAAAUCGCUAGCAUGGAAAGUGUCAGGCUAUGGCUGGAUCAUUUAUUCUUCUCGGCGCAGUGAUGCGGUUGUGUUGUUGGUGCACAGUCAUUUGGCAUGGAUCAGAGGAACAUUAUGCAAACCUUGCCUGCAAAUUUGGAAUAUGUUAAACGGAAGUGUACACAAAUAACCUGACCUCUAGAGCAAGAUAAUACGGAGGCCAUGGAAUUGUAUUUACAAAGACACAAUUAUUAUUAUAUAUUCUAUAGGAAUCCAUCCACAGGUGACUAGUGGGUAUAAGGCCAUCUUUACUAAAUAGCUGUGUUUGUGUGUUAUUCAUGUCAUCAAUAUUUAUGAGACAUUCUGUUGUUGUGACUGUGAGCAAUAAGUAGACUGGGGUGAAAGUAAGAAGAUAACCCAACUAAUAAGACAAGCUGGUGUGCUUUACUCUAGAUCUUGAUGGAAAGACUUCUCAAAAUGUAAAAGGAACCACAGAUUGAUUAUCUAGAAAAGAGGUAACAAUGGAAGGUUAAAAAGGUUUCAAAAUAGAAAUAAAGGGGGGUUAACUAGCCUAAAUCAGUCAGGAGAUGAGAUUCUUUAGAUCUAUCUUGUCCUUCCUUGUUAAUGAGGGCCAGAGGCCCAAAAUUUCACCUGUUUUCCAUUCUAUCAACCUGAUGCCCAGCGGUGCGCGAUAAUGAAAAGAAACUUUCUGAGGCAACAGGUUGCCCAACGUUUAGAUCAUUGUUGCCACAGAUCACGUAGCCUGGGGGUAUUGAUGCAGAAGGGUUUCGAGACCCUGAAAGACAUAUUUUAUCUUCAGUUUCCCCUUCAUCAGUAGCAACUGGGAGAUUUUAUUUGCUUGACCCUCCCUACCAAAACCACAAUCCUACUUCUCCCGCCGUAUCUAAAGGGUCUUAAGAGCUCAAGUUUCUUAGGGCUUAUAAUAAAUUUCAAUGAAUUGUCUUAUAAUGACAUAAGAAAGAUUGUAAGCACUUGCGAAUAGGGCCCUCUGGUCCUAUUUUUUGAUCUCUAACCCGUUAGUUACAUUUCUGUAAGAUCCUUGUUUAUUUUAAAUCAAUAUAAAGUGCUGUAUAACUAUACUAUAUAUGUGCACUAUAUUAAUAAAUUAUGAAGAUUAUACAGAGCAUGUUUUUUGCAGAAAGUAGAUCCUCACCCCCAUGAUACAUAUAAGAAGAAAUACUGUUGCCCAGCAAAAAAAGAACAGUUAGCCAGCCUUU
Molecule: messenger RNA, 2873 nt
Organism: Xenopus tropicalis (tropical clawed frog)
Lineage: Eukaryota; Metazoa; Chordata; Amphibia; Anura; Pipidae
Product: voltage-dependent T-type calcium channel subunit alpha-1I-like
Exons: 2
Coding region: 647-1033 (128 amino acids)
Source: RefSeq, a predicted model, not a curated record